CACAAUGCAUCACUGCGUUGCUGAUAGCGAUAGUGCUGAUAAUAGAAUCGACGAAUGGGCAAGAAAACCGUUUGCUAGAAGCAGACAGAAAACAUGUAACUUCGUCACUACACGAUCCGGUCGUACGAUCGCUCCAGUUGUAAAUUCCACGCUAGUUGGAACAGUCGGUGGACAGUUUUACUUUCGAUCAGUCGCAGAGUCGAGUGCUUCCGAGUCGCAUGUGCAAGUAGUGUGUGCUGAAAAGUGAAAAGUGCAUUGAGACAUUGAUAAUCGGAGCAAAAAAUUCACUGUGCUAUUUAAAGGUCGGCCAACCCAAGCACGAUCUCUUGGAACACGACAGGGAGUGAGAAGUGCGUAGAAUGUUUUAAUACCGAUUUUAAGUAACUUAAGGCUUAAAAAUGACACAAAACAAUCGCCCAAACUCUUCGUCACCGACAACGGAACAGCCUCCGACGGGCAACAACGUGGACGACACGUUCAUCGAGAUGCAACCGAUCGAGGCUGCGCUCGACGGAGCGCCGGGGUCUGACUUCCUGGAGCGCAUAGAGGAAGAACCGCUCAAGAUGAGCAACGUAGAGGAUCUGUCGAGCAGCAUGUCGGAGGUGGAUGGGAAAAAACGGUCGCGAUCGAACCAGACGCACACCUACGACAUUCACAAGGGCAUCGCAGAAAGUGCAAUGGAUAUAUCGCUCCUAACGGCCAACGCAAACCAACUCCGGCUGCUUGUGACGUACAACGAGAGCUCCAGCACGUACGUGGCGUGCAUAGCGCUGGUCAUAAGCUCGCUCAUACUCCAAGUGUUGGUAGCUAGCGCCGUUAUUAUAGUAAAGAGUCAUCCCAGGUCAAAGCCAAGUCAGCGCAUACAUCAGUUAAAAGUUGCGUCAUCUAUACUGGUCUCCAUCAUCACGGUGAUCAACAUAUUAGUGGCAUCGCUCGUCAUAACGAAUAAGUAGUUGAUAGUAGUCUAAG
Messenger RNA from Anopheles coustani, 969 nucleotides. RefSeq names its product ninjurin-B-like. The coding region runs from base 399 to 953 and encodes 184 amino acids. Gene Ontology annotation, cellular component: membrane. The transcript has 3 exons. Lineage: Eukaryota; Metazoa; Arthropoda; Insecta; Diptera; Culicidae. Gene Ontology annotation, biological process: cell adhesion; tissue regeneration. The record is from RefSeq and is a predicted model, not a curated record.